Messenger RNA from Haliotis rufescens (red abalone), 2116 nucleotides. RefSeq lists its product as uncharacterized. The transcript has 3 exons. The record is from RefSeq and is a predicted model, not a curated record. The coding region runs from base 41 to 838 and encodes 265 amino acids. NCBI's taxonomy places the organism in Eukaryota, Metazoa, Mollusca, Gastropoda, Lepetellida, Haliotidae.
UUGAGUCCGCUGACAGCGAGUGAAGGUGUGGCCAUCAAGAAUGGAGACGACAGCAAGAGUCUGGACGUUUUUAGCGAUGUUCGUGAAGAUUGCUCUUUCAGGUACUCUCACCAGUACUUCACAACAUAACUUCUUCUUAGAACCUGUCGGCUUCAAAAUCAUGGGCCUCUGGUCAGUAUACUUUGAACUGAAGGGAUGUAAAAACCUACAGUUGGGCUUGUGGGGGCCGACCAAGUCAACAUCCAAUGGCUACAACAUCGAACUGAAUACCGAGACGGGUGGACAGUAUUUCUCAGCUGUCAGGAAAAUAUGCUCCGGUUGCCCCGGGACACCAGAGGUUGAGGUGAACCAGGGUGGUUCCUUCUUCACGUGCGACAGCACGACCUAUCACCCCUACUGGGUCAGCUGGGACCAGGCCACUAUCAAGAUGGGCAAGGGGACAGUCAUCGGUGAGGAGGUCGUGGUCAGUUGGACGGACCCUGAUAUUAUUGAGAUCAACUACUUCACUAUCGGUGCAUCAGACGGAUCAACUCGUGCCUCAAUCAAUUUUGACGAGACGUGUGUUGCUAAGACAAGACCAGCAUUGUCCCAAUCCUGCAUUAGAUUUGUGUUCCAAAUGUCUGACGCAGGGAAGACGAUUCACAGCCUAAGCGUCAUCUUCGAGGCAACAGGGAUGACCAAGUCUGAUUGUAGCUACAAGUGUCUCUCCAUCACUGCUUGCUUCGGGUUCAGCAUCUCCACAACGGGCACCUGCAAGCUGACCGGCAAGUGUGUUCCAAUACUUGCGGAUGAAGCAGGCUCCAAUGUCUACUUCCUCAAGUCCUUUGGUAUUUCGUAAGAGUUUGUUCAUUUGGAAAAAUCAGUAGCCUUAACAUCUUGUAAUCAGUUUCCUAAAUAUGGCUAAAUAGAAUUCUCCGGAUCCAAAGUGAAAAUCGCUGCUUAAUAUAUCCUUUACUAAAUUAAGCGGGACAAAGUUAUUUCAAUAAUCGUAAGAAAUUGGUUGUGCUGUAUCCGACAAUAAUCCUAAGCAUGUGUUUAUGAAUCAUAAUGAAUUAGUUAUGACACCAGGUUUUCGCAGUAGCACCCGUCACAAACUCGUACAACGGCAAGUCAAGCGUUUACAUUAACAAAUACGGAAGUAUAUGCGACAAGUCAAAAUAAGGAACUGCAUUGGACAUGAACUUUGGAGAUGUUCUCCAUACAUCUACCAUAAUAAAAAAAGCGACAAAAGCUGUUCGAUAAUCAUGAGAAAUCUUUGCUGAAGGCAGCCUGCAUGUCCACUUCCGACUAUAUCAUGACCAUGCGUUUACGAUGAUACCGGGUGUUCUCGAAAAUUGAGUGUAUCAUGUCCCACUGAUGGCACCCGUAACAAACACAUGCAAAGGCAAGUCAAAAGUGUUCAACUGAAUAAACAUGGGAACAAGUAAAACAAGUCUGAUAUCAUUUUGGUUUGAACUUGUGUCAAAUUAAAUCUGAAACAGAGUCUGAAUCGUGCUAUGCCCUCUGCUGUCAGCAGAUAUACUUUUUAAUCAUGGAAAUGAUUAUCUCUGUAAUGCAUCGUUUCAUACCUUUUGUUACUUCACUUUUUGGAUUAAUACUUUCAAUAAUUCUAGUAACUUGUUUUUUUAAACAUAAUACGACCCUACAAAUGUGAUGUUCUUUCUUAUACUGCACUUACUUUCUUACUUAUUGCAUAUUGUACUCCUUGCAUUUGCAUUGCUUUGUGCAUGUGUGCGUGUGGCGUAUAAAUACACGUGUGAAACUGUAAAGGGCACUGAUGAAUGCUUUGAAAAAUGGAUCAUAAUCUCGGAACAGCAAUGUGUGUUUUCAUUAUGUUUGACGUGAAGCAAGUGAUCCUUGUUCCUUAUGUUCUCACAGAACACGUACUACUCCAAAUUCAGCGAUAUCCCCCGCAAUGGUAAAUACUGAAUAUAUAAAACAUGUUGUCAUGGAAACGCAAAAUAUAUUUAUUUAGUAUUCCAAACAAUCAAAUAAACCAGUUUACCACUAGACCUGUUUAUGUACCAUGUUGGUCAAGAAAUAUUGUUCGUUUUUCAAUAUCUGCUCCGGAAGCACAAGUCAGAGUUGUUGUCAUGGGAAGUUGAAGAAUAUUUUU